Rhineura floridana is the source of this 8641-nucleotide messenger RNA. It is a transcript of the gene ZC3H12B, whose product is annotated as zinc finger CCCH-type containing 12B. The record is from RefSeq and is a predicted model, not a curated record. Gene Ontology annotation, cellular component: nucleus; cytoplasmic ribonucleoprotein granule. Gene Ontology annotation, molecular function: RNA endonuclease activity; mRNA binding; metal ion binding. Bases 511 to 3012 code for a protein of 833 amino acids. Lineage: Eukaryota; Metazoa; Chordata; Lepidosauria; Squamata; Rhineuridae. The transcript has 7 exons.
CAAAGCCGGCACCUUCUCCACCUCCUCGGGAGCGGGCGGGGCCAGGCGCGGUUGCUAGGAGACGGCGCCCGAGCGGCCUGGCAGCCUCAGCAGGAGCCGCGAAGAGGCGGUGGAGGCCAGGCCAGGCCAGGCCGGGCCGGCUCCUGCUUAGCCCCGGAGCCGGUUCCCCUCCUCCGGAAAGGACGCCCCGCUUCACCCCUCAUGCUGUGGGCGCCGCUGGGCGGGAGCGGCCGCGACGGGGCCCCCCAGGCAGAGACGCCGCCGCCGCUGAGCCGAGGGAGAGACGGGAAUGUUGGUAGCUGUCAUGUUAGACCGAAGUUUAGAGAUCCAAGAUAUCAUUUUGGCAUUUUAAGAAGUAUAAGAGACCAGCUUUAACUGAACACAUGGUUGGCUUUGUGUAUAUCUCAGAUCAAGCUCAGUCUAGUGGACGCAUCAAGAUGUAGUGUACAAAUUCUGGGCUACUUUGGCAGUAAGAGAAAUUUUGCAGGAUUUGGCCAGAAGGUGAACGUGAUGACGGCCUGGUCUAUGGUGGAAAGGCUGAAAAUGGAGAAGAGGCGCUCCCAAGAAGAGAGGACUACAGAACAAGAUGGCGGGGAUUGCAGUGCCGAAUCUGAGGAAUGGACAAGCUCCGAGAGUGAACUUGAGCAGCCUUGCUUCAGGGACAGCUGCAGCAACACACAGUGGGGGGAGAAAGAGAUUUCCCACAAACCACAUCGGCAACUUUGCCGCUCUCCUUGCUUGGAUCGCCCAAGUUUUUCACAGAGCAGCCUCCUUCAGGAUUUAAAAUUGGAAGAGAAUAAAACAAACUCGAAUAAAGAAUAUCAAGCUAAAACUGAUUUUGCUUUAAAACUGGGAUAUGCUGGAGAUCAGAUUCAAGCUGUGUUGAAUAAGCUUGGGACAGAUGCUCUUAUCAAUGACAUCUUAGCAGAGCUGGUGAGACUUGGCAACAAGACUGAGAAUGAAGGACCAGCCAGUACUGGAAGUGUCACUGGCCCCACUGGUACAAAGGAGACUGCCAGUCCUGAGCUGUCUCUAGAAGAUGAAGUGGUAGACAGCUCUGACAACUUGAGGCCAAUUGUCAUUGAUGGAAGUAAUGUGGCAAUGAGUCAUGGGAAUAAAGAAGGAUUUUCCUGUCGAGGGAUUCAGUUAGCUGUUGACUGGUUUCUGGAGAAAGGUCAUAAAGAUAUUACAGUAUUUGUACCUACGUGGAGGAAAGAGCAAUCUCGACCAGAUGCACCAAUUACAGAUCAAGAAAUUUUACACAAACUGGAGAAGGAAAAAAUUCUUGUUUUCACCCCAUCUCGGAGGGUUCAAGGGAGAAGGGUGGUCUGCUAUGAUGACCGUUUCAUAGUGAAACUGGCAUAUGACUCUGAUGGCAUCAUUGUGUCAAACGACAACUAUCGUGAUCUUCAAAAUGAAAAGCCAGAAUGGAAAAAAUUCAUAGAGGAACGGCUGCUGAUGUAUUCUUUUGUGAAUGACAAGUUUAUGCCACCGGAUGACCCCUUAGGGCGCCAUGGCCCUAGCCUUGAAAAUUUUUUAAGGAAGAAGCCUGUUAUUCCUGAACACAAAAAGCAACCGUGUCCUUACGGGAAGAAAUGCACCUAUGGACACAAAUGUAAAUAUUACCACCCGGAAAGAGCAAACCAGCCCUUAAGAUCUGUAGCAGACGAGCUUCGCAUCAGUGCCAAAUUAUCUGCUGUGAAAACAAUGAGUGAAGGCGCGUUGGCUAAAUGCGGAACAGGGGCAGCCCUUUCCAAAGGGGAAAUAACUUCAGAAGUGAAGCGCAUUGCUCCCAAGCGUCAGUCAGAUCCAAGCAUUCGGUCUGGUGCUGUGGAACCUGAAGAUAGACUUUCGAUGACACGGAAGCCUGAGGCAAAUUCUGUCCCUUCCCUCGUUUCAGCAUUAAGCGUCCCAACUAUCCCGCCUUCGAAAAGCCACGCUGUUGGGGCAUUAAAUACCCGUUCAGCAAGUAGCCCUGUACCUGGUUCAUCUCAAUUUACACAUCAGAAAUCCUCACUGGAACACAUGGCCAGUGUGCAAUAUCCUCCCAUCCUGGUCACCAACAGCCAUGGCACUUCAAUGAACUACACAGACCAGUAUCCAAAAUACGAGUCUUUGGGAGACCAUGGCUAUUAUUCCAUGCUGAGUGACUUCUCCAAUUUGAGUAUCAGCAGCAUGCAUAAUACAGAUUACUACGGGGCUGAUGUUGACCAAGGUAUUUACUCCAGAAAUUCAAGUCCCUGUCCAGACAAUUUCUUAAGCCAUACAAGCAAUGAUUCUUACUCCUCAUAUACAGACUUGUACCUGGGUCUAGGAGAUGCAAGCCCAGAAGACAAUGUGAAGGGUCAUCGACUCCCACCCCAAAACCGUCUUCAGGCUUUCUCCCAUGGUUUUCAUGAGUCCUUAGCAAGAGUUCAGAGCUAUGGCCCCGAAGGGUCUAAACAUCUUCCUCGCAAGCAUUCAGCUUCCCAGUUAGCACUGCAUGUUCAGCACCCAGUCAUUGGGGCACGUUCCAGUUGCCCAGGAGACUACCCUGUGCCUCCAAACAUUCACCCAUCAGCUGCUGCCCAGCCAAGCCGUGCCCUUGUCAUGACAAGAAUGGACAGCAUUUCUGACUCUCGACUUUAUGAAAGCAAUCCCACGCGACAGAAAAGGCCACCGCUCUGUCGAGAGCAGCAUGCUAGUUGGGACCCAUUGCCGUGUGCGACAGAUGCCUAUGCUUACCAUCCCUACUCACUGAGCAGCAACCUCAUGCAGCCGUCCUAUGAACCUGUCAUGGUGAGGAGCGUGCCUGAGAAGAUGGAGCAGCUCUGGCGGAAUCCUUGGGUUGGAGUCUGUGGCGAACCGCAAGAGCCACACAUCAUCCCAGAACAUCAGUAUCAAACGUAUAAGAAUCUCUGUAAUAUUUUCCCAGCUAGCAUUGUCCUCUCUGUGAUGGAGAAGAAUCCCCACAUGACAGAUGCCCAACAGUUGGCAGCUAUGAUUGUUGCCAAAUUGAGAACAGGGCGUUAAAAAGGAGCAUUCCUUUUGCAUUUCUAAAGAUAAUAAUUGAAAAUACAAACAUUCUGGAGGAGAUAUCUAAAAAUGACGAGAGAUAUUCUCUGCUUGUAAAUAGUUUCUGACUGCGGUAUACAAUUUUGUAUAUUGUUGUUGUGAUUAUAUUUAAAAUGUGUGAAGCGGUCUGAAAAAGGAGAUUGUAUUUAUAAAUAUGAGUAUUUAAAGUUUUUUAAAGCAGGGAUUUUUGAAAAGGCAUUUUACAGGAAGUGCAUACCUUAUGCAUGGAUGUAUCAUUUAUUGAAUCCAAAAGGUCAUAUGUUGGUAUGUCUAAAACAGGUCCUUCAAAACAGUUAGCAAUUAUAUUGCAUGAGUCAGUGUAUAGUCUUCAGUAUUAACUGACAUAUUGCUCCAAUAUAACAUUGGGCUUUUAAAAUAAGCUCUGUGCACUUGAACGUCCUCACUGGCAGAAGCCUGGCCUGCUCUUCUUACGCAUCCCUCUUCACAGACCUACAAUAAGACAAGCCCAGUCAGUUGACAUGCCUUGUUGCCCACAGAGGGCAUUUGCCUAUCUAGUGGUUCCAGCAUGAGGACACUAUUUGGGGGAGGCCCAGUUCUCUGGGCAAUCCACUUCAUGUGCAGUGAUGUCCUUUUGCACAUGAGGAGCAUUGCCUGGCCUUGAAGAGAAUGAGAUUGGAGGAUGGGAAACAGACAUUGGCUGCAUGAAGCUUAGUGACUACUUGUCUUUAGGAUAGCUUGAGCUCAUGCCCUUUGUGGGGAUAGGACCAUCAAUGUCAAAUGGAGUGCUUGCAAAUACAUAAUACCAUUCUCAGCUAAAUACUGCUGUGAGCUUUGCAGUUUUACAUGUUGCAAUUGGCAUUUCUGACCUUUUCAGUCCAGUCCAGAAAGCAGUAAAAGUUGUAGCAUCUGAGUUCUAAAUUCUGCUUUUCUGUUCUUGUGCUUUGACCAAACACAUACCAAGAACUUGUGCUGAAUGGAUGCCAAUGAACAAGUAAAAAAAUGAGUUUUGUUUUUGAAUCCCAAUUCAUUUUGAUUAGUGUGGGAAGGCAGGCUAGUUUUCAAAGGGAUGCAAUAGUAUUGGGUUUACUGCAAACUUGCUUCAGUUUUGCACUUUAAAAUCCAUGCAAAGGUGAACAUUUGCUUCCUGGAACUCUUUGUUUGACAGGCCAGAAUCAUCAUUCUGUGAGUGGCAAUGUUUGCACAAUUAGUAUUGUCUGCUCUGGGGUGGGCAACUUUGUAGCUAAAUGCCUACCACAAGGGGCAUUGAUGGUGGCGGCUCUUUUGUUUUCUAUUUUAAGGCUGCACUGACUGGACACCCUUUUUAAAUCCAAAUGUGUAUUUCAACAUUUUGAACCACUACUAACUCGAUAUGUCUCGAGCUAGGACUUGUUGACUUCUACUGUAGUUUUUUUUCAUGAAAGUUGAGAAGGCCUGGUUUUCUGGCCUUUUGUUUCUUCAUGAGAAGGUGUGACACUGCCUAAAUGUUUCUUACUAUGAAACACACGGAACGUGAGGCUGCAGUCAGGGUUGUUUCUGGUGUUUUGAUAACGGCUUGCAAGCUGCUUUUGGGUUAUUUGUUGAUCCCGGAUGGAAAACAACAGCAAAAGAAACCCCAAACUACUAGAUACUGUGUCCUCUACUUGAAUGAUUACACUGAUACCCAAAAUGGCUGAUGGCGACCCAUUGAUGUUUUCUGUCAAACAAGUACCCUUUGGGUAUUCUGAGGAGGGAUGCGCUUGCAUUAGGUUGGACAUCCUGCCGGCCAGGCAACGGUAGUAAUCCUGUCACAUGCUGAUCCAGUCUGUUUGCAGUGGCACUGGGCAGAGCAUAGCAGAACGGUGGCAAAAAGGAGGGGAACAAACCUGGCUGUGCAUCUGCUUGAAUACACAAGCGCUGAACCGAGACCGUUGGCGGGUGCUGUCUUGACACACCUUUCCGAAUGCAAGAAAGAAUGGCGGCAUGGAUUCCCCCACGAGGUCUGCUUUAUAAUCUCAAGGGAUUUGGAGGUCCUCUGCAUGUAGUAGGGUUGCUACUUCAUGAUAUCAUACUCCGUUUUCAAACAGUGUCAGCUUUAUUUCCAGGCAUUAAAAUGCCUGAGGGCCAAGUGACAAAAUCCACAUCAUUGUUGCUUUUUCCAAGUUGCCGCAGAAAGUUGUUGCUGGAGAGCUGGUGGCAAACUGGUGGUUUGUCAUCUUUACAGGUUGGAUUUCGGCACAUAGUUCAUUCAACCAUUAGUACAGGACGGCACACACCACCUUGACUUAUGUGAGCAGUUGUCCUGAGUGCCUGUCAUCCUAUCUCAUCUUUUAAAAAUGCACAGUGGAAAUGCAGAUCAGCCCUGCACCUUUAAUCUGGGUAUCAGCGCUAACCUUAAAAAUACGUGGCAUUUAAAUAUGAAAAACAUCUUUUAAAAAAAAUUGGUCAGCUUUGUGAGUCAGAAUGGGAUCCCUUUAUUGUGGUGUUACUUUAUCCUCCCUUGUGUGGUAUACAAGCAGCUGGGAGCAAUGCCUCAAAUAACCAGAAACGACCUUUUGUUUGUUGAUACAAAUUGUAUCUUUCUUGAUUGUAUAAAAAAAUGUACAAAAGCCAUCUCUAGAUUAGUUUAAAUACUGUAUUUUCACCACUAUGUUUGUGACACUGUGUGUCACAGGGGAGUAGCCCAUGGCAGAUUAUGAAUCUUUUUAUUUAAAAUGGGCACUUAACAAUUUAUAGAAAAAAACAAAGGCAACUUUUCAGAUCCACUUUAUUACUAUAAUGUGCACAGCUAGAGUGUACAUUUAAGAGCACUACGCUGCAUAAGUUAUAUUGUCUAUUUAUUAAAUGAAUGCAUUCCUCAAAUUUUUUGUAAAGCAUCAGUGUUAAUAAGGUUGAUGUUCAUAUUUAUACGGUUAUUGACAGUAAAGCUGCUGUACAUUCCGCUUUUGUUCUUAACAGAAUUACUAUCGUAUGAUUUAGGUUCAGUAUGGAAUUUUGUGCACUCACUUCUUGCAUGGAGUUCAGUUCCUGUAUGUAUAAAAAUGGGUGUUCUUCAUUUUAUUCCUAUUUUAAGGCAAACUCUUGCAGGGGAUUUUGGUUGAGUCUUUUCAUCUAACCUAACGCUGAGCCGAAAUUACUGCACAAGGUUUUAUUGGGGACUAAAAUAUUUAACUGUUUCUAUCAAUAAAAGUUCCUUUAUUUGUUUCGAUAUAGUUCUAUAUUGAAAAAAUUUCAAGUCUUUUUUGAAUGCUUGUUUGGGCAGAAAUAUGGCUGUGAACAUGAAACUGGUUUCCCAUAACAGUAGCCCAGCUUUUCCUAAAAAAUAGUUCCCAAAUCUUUCUGCUGUACAAGGAAGAAGUGGUGGAUGAAAUUUUUGAAGUAGUCUGCAAAUUUUUUGCCUGCCAAUUAUUUUUCUUCCAAGAAACGUUUAUAUAUAUAUAUUUCUGUUAUGUCUUGAUCCACUUCUCCUUUUUCUGUCCUCUUGGGAGACUUUUCCCACAUGAAUUCAAAACACUGACAUUUCACUGCCUUAAUCUCUUAACGCAGAAUUUCUUCUAAACAUAGAAGGGAUGGUAUAAAAACAAGUCAGUCACCUGCAUUGUAAACAUAAGACUUUGCUUAAAAAUGCUCUUUUUGAGAGCACAGUAUUUAAUUUUUUUAAAUUGUGUACCAAACAGCUACAGAAUGUAUAUAUAAAUAAAAAAUGUCCCAGUAUAGACCUAGAUAACAGUAAUCUCCUGCUUGUAAAAUAUUUUAAUUUUCUGUUAGUUUAUUAUUGGAGUGUGGUUAAUAUUGUUUGUUAGGCAACUGAGUUGUGUCUGAAAAAAUAUUUAAUAUUUGUAAAUAUUAAAUAUUUAGUGUAGUUUUUGCUUGUACACAUUUGACUACUGUUAGUCCUGUUGUACUAUCGAGGUACGGUAGUUUGCUUUUCUUUGUAGGAUUAAACUUAACUGUUUAAUUGUUGUAAAAAUGUAUAAAAUCUCUUUGGGUUUUUUUUGUUGACCCAAAUAUAAUGUAAGUCUCAAUGACAAAGAGUGUGGAUAGACUGUACAGCCAAUUGCCCUGACCUGCAAGAGCGACGCAAGCAGGGAAGCUGGCUUCCACAAGUGCUACAGGAGCAGGUGGCAAUCCAGCCCCCUCGAAGUUAGCUGGAUGUGCUGUUUGCUACAGAAGAGGAUGCUCCCACUCGCCACCCGGAGCCAGUGCAGCUGGAGCUCGGUCAGGGCCAGCAUGUGGUGUCUGUAAUCAGUGUAAUAGUUUGUGCAAAAUGCUUUUAUAUACAGCUGCAUGUUUCAGGCAUCCUCUGGCAUGGGCAUGGUUGUUACUUUUGUAAAAAAAGAAGUGUUUUUUAUAAACAAAAUGGCUGAAAUAAUCACCAAAGCAUCAGCUUUUAGGAGAUAGAAACCAUUUCCCCUUUAAAAUGUGAACAUUACUGCCUUUUCAUUCUUUGUGAUCUACAGCUGGCAGUGGCCUUAGUUGCAUGAAACACUAAGCCAAACCAGGGCUUAACAGGAGUGAGCAGCUGCAUGGGUACCCAGAGCGAACAACGGGUCUUUCUGCUUAGGUGCUGGUGUUGAAUGUGAAUCCGGGCUCUGUGGUUUGUCUUGCCCAAACAAACAGUGGUAAAGCAAGAACCUUGAUUUGUUGGGAGCACGACAAACCACAAGUCUGGGUCCACAUGUAACCCUAAGCCUAACUAUGGCUUAGCUGUGUGCAGUGUGGUAGCAGAACAAGGGGAGGAGUGAAUCAGCUGCAACUUUCACUGUAGGUAUCCAAACGCCUGCUUGUUUUUGCUAAGCCAUGGUUUGGCUCAUUAUUAAGUGUGAACUAGGCCUCUAAGGUGUAACUUUUCUAGCAACUCGUAGAUGUCUCUCUGUAAGACUUCACAAUGAUGUAUCUGAGUAACUCUCCACUGGGCCUGACCUCUGCUUUCUGGCAUCACUGAAAAAAAACGCAGACAUUUUGGCCCUGAAUUCUUUAAGAGUUGUGUCUGCCCUGCAGAGUGAGCCAAGACAGCAGCACCGAUCUGAACCCAUGCUUGGCGAGUUUACUUCAGAGAGGAGUCACUAGUGCCAAGUUACUCACUUGGAUAAGUAAUCUGUGAAGCGUUACUGUUUUGAACUGCUGCUUACAAGUAGUACAUGUAAAGGACCGCUGGAUGUUUUAGUUCAGAGCAUUAAAAAAAUAUUUUGUUAAGAGGUCUUGCCAAAAAGUGCAGUCAACAUAGCGCUGCUACUGAGUAGCCAUGUUAGUAUAGCUUUGGCAAGAGCCUUACACGAAGGCCACUUAAACAAGUGGAUAUUCAGCAGCAGAACUGGUUGGCUCACACCUAGUUAGUGUGUGUGUGACACUUAGAGAAUCUUUUAAUUUUCUCUGACGGCUGCAACUUACACAUGCAUGUAUGCUGUCAUUUCAUGCUGAAAGAAUGUAAGUGCCCAUUCACUUACAGUCACUCCCAGCUUGCUUGGAUUUUGAACUUGCAAUUUCUGGUGAGUAAUGCAGGCAACAAAGUCUGUCUAAAUGCAUUUCAAAAGUUGUUAUGGGGGAGGGAUCAAUAUGUUUUUUGCACCCCCACCCCCCAAUUAACAUGUUUUGUGUAAUGUUUUGUAGCCAGGCAUGUAUAUAAACGUAUUCAAUAAACUGAGUCAUU